Messenger RNA from Mucor velutinosus, 444 nucleotides. RefSeq lists its product as uncharacterized. Gene Ontology annotation, molecular function: structural constituent of ribosome. The coding region runs from base 1 to 444 and encodes 147 amino acids. Lineage: Eukaryota; Fungi; Mucoromycota; Mucoromycetes; Mucorales; Mucoraceae. Gene Ontology annotation, cellular component: mitochondrial large ribosomal subunit. The transcript has a single exon. The record is from RefSeq and is a predicted model, not a curated record.
AUGAAUCGCUCAAGCUAUUUAUUCACUAGCAUUCGCACAUACGCAACAAAGAGCAAGACGACAAAUUUAAAAUGGAAGCCCAGUGUACCCGUUCAACAGACCAGCCUCCCUGACGGCACCGUCUUCAUUGCUCGUCAACCUGUGGUUGAGCCAAGUGUUCAAUCUGUUGUUGCACCUCUCAUUCACAAACCCACCACAUUCAAGAAGCUAUCAGAAGCAGAGAUCAAAGAAUUGCGUCAAUUAAGAGAAUCAGACCCCAGUACAUGGACUCGCUCAAAGUUGGCAAAGAAGUUUGGAUGUUCGGAAUUGUUUGUUGGCAUGGCUGCACCCAGCCCUGUCGCUUCUACCAACGCUGAGGCUGCUGCUGCUGCUGCUACUGCCAAACAUGGCUAUAGACGUAGACUGAUCACUCAAGAAAGACAAAAGAGAAGGGCCCUUUGGUAA